Messenger RNA from Exaiptasia diaphana, 1137 nucleotides. RefSeq names its product protocadherin Fat 4. Gene Ontology annotation, molecular function: calcium ion binding. NCBI's taxonomy places the organism in Eukaryota, Metazoa, Cnidaria, Anthozoa, Actiniaria, Aiptasiidae. Gene Ontology annotation, biological process: homophilic cell-cell adhesion. The record is from RefSeq and is a predicted model, not a curated record. Gene Ontology annotation, cellular component: plasma membrane.
CUCAAAGUUUUAAAACAAAUUCAAAGUCUGCUGACGAAUCACUUUUUUAAAGCAAAGUUUGCUUACAAAAUAUCAAACCUCGGAGUGAGUCAGUGAGGUGCAAGGUAGCUAAACACAUUUGCUAGCAACAUGAAUUACAGACUUCAAGUGAUAUUGAUUGUUAUGGCAGCUUUGAUGCAUCGCUUCCAUUCAGUACAGUAAUGGAGGCAGUCAACAUGAAACAACGAUGGUACUUCCGCGUCGUAAUAUUUUUCUUACUUCUUCAUCAAAGCACAGCGAACAAUUUCAAGCCUCAUUUUACAACGAGCAGUGGAGUUAUAACAAUAAAAGAAGACGUUAAAGUCGGUUCGAUGGUGUUCGUUUUGAGUGCAAGCGACAACGAGAACGAUCCCAUGUACUUUAGUUUAGACUCAACGGGUCAAAGUUUAUUCAACGUUGGGUCUUUGAAUGCCGACCAAAAGUCGGUAAAUCUAACUCUGAAAACUAAACUAAACAGAGAGCUAACGUCAAAUUAUGAGUUCAAGGCUUUUGUAAGCGACAAACAAAAUGAUGAAACAAGACGGGGAGAAAAAACCUUCUUUGUCACUGUAAUCGAUGUCAAUGACAACAAACCAGUCUUUAUAACGCAACCUUAUAAGGUUUCCGUGCCGGAAAACAAAACGUUAAAUGCUCUAUUAAUAACCGUGUCUGCCAGGGAUGCUGAUGAAGCCGCUAAUGCUGCUGUACAAUAUAGAUUCAGCAACGACUCACGCUCAAAUAUUAAGCUUAUCACAUUAUGGAAGACUGAUAAAUUUACCAUUCACAACUUAAAUGGGAAAAUAACAUUAACAGGAGCUUUAGAUUACGAGACAGUACCAUCAUAUGCGCUGACUGUUGUUGCAGAGGGUACUUCAUUAGUKAAGGUCACUGCAAUCGAUGGCGAUAGAGGGGUAAACAAUGCCAUCAGAUACGAAAUAACUGGAGGUAACUCCUUUGGAUCGUUUGCAAUUAAUCCAGACACUGGUCUAAUAACAGUAAAUGGGAGUAUUGACGCUGAGAGAAUCAGAAGCUAUACACUUACUAUUCGGGUAAAUUCCAAAUCUCAAAUAUGAAUAUACAGCAUGYCAAGCGACGCCAUUUUUCGUGAUAAAGCAUGAU